AUGUCACCGCGAUUCUCUCGACGAUCGGUGGUCCAUUCGACCAAGGGAAUGGUUGCCUCCACACAACCCCUGGCCUCCGCUAUCGGAGCCCGAGUUCUCGACCAGGGGGGAAACGCCGCCAUGGCUGGCAUUGCCGUUGCCGCUGCUCUCAAUCUGCUGGAGCCCCACCAAACCGGUGUGGGAGGAGAUAUGUUUGCUCUGUUCUACGACGCCAAGACAAAGAAGGUCGAGGGACUCAAUGGAUCCGGCCGAUCUCCCAAGGCUCUGACUGUCGACUAUCUUCGAAAGCACGGCGUUGAAGGACCCCGAAUCCCUCUUACUUCUCCUCACACCAUCACUGUACCCGGUGCCGUUGGUGGCUGGUGUGAUAUCUACGAACGGUGGGGCAACAAGAAGCUCACCAUGGCAGAGAUUCUGGAGCCGGUUGCCCAGCUCGCUGAAGAGGGAGCUCCCAUCUCCGAGGUGUCUGCCAAGCUGUGGAAGGACCAUGGCCCCAAACUGCUGAAGACAGACUCUGCAGGAGCCGAUCUGCUGGUCAAGGACGACUCUGCCGAAACUGGAUACAGAGCUCCCUAUGCCGGAGAAGUGUUCAAGAACCCCGGUCUAGCUGCCGUGCUGCGGGAAAUCGGAGCCAAGGGAAGAGACGGAUUCUACAAGGGCUGGGUAGCGGACAGCAUUCUGGAGAUUCUGCAAAAGCGAGGCUCUCUGAUGACCCGAGAAGACCUGGAGAACCACACUUCCUCCUUUGUCGAACCUAUUGCCAUUGAAAUCAAGGACAACAUCAAGCUGUGGGAGCUUCCUCCCAACGGUUCCGGCCUGGUUGCCAUUAUCGCUGUUGGUGUCAUCAAGGCUCUGGACCGACAGGGUAAAAUCUCUCUGGAAGGUCUCAAGCUCAACUCGGCCGAGUAUCUGCAUGUGGCCGUCGAGGCUCUCAAGUUUGCGUUCCGAGAAGCCGAUGAGUACGUAUCUGAUCCUGACCACCACGACGUUUCUCUGGAGGAGCUUCUGAGUGAGACCAAGUACGACGAGCUUGCCAACCGGUUCGACACCAGCAAGAUCCACCCCAACUAUGACGAUAACGUCAUCAACCCCAUCCACAAGUCCGACACUGUCUACUUUGCCAUUACAGACCGAUGGGGUAACGCGUGCUCGUUCAUUAUUUCCAUUUUUGACGGAUUUGGAUCGUCUACUGUCCCUGCUGGCACUGGUUUCUGUCUUCAGAACCGAGGUCUCAACUUCAACCUCACUGAGGGGACCCGAAACUGCCUUGCUGGAGGCAAACGACCCUACCACACCAUCAUUCCCGCUAUGGUCACCAAGGGUGACGACCUGUGGGCGUGCUACGGAGUCAUGGGAGGCUUCAUGCAGCCUCAGGGCCACGUCCAGGUGCUGCUGAACAUGAUCAACUUUGGCCUUGACCCCCAGCAGGCUCUGGACGCGCCUCGAUUCUGUCUCUCUGCUGGCAAGGGAAUUGAUUUCGGAAAGGGCACCCAUGGACCCUGCAGCAAGCACGAGACGGUGGUUAAUCUUGAGGAGACCAUCGAUCCAGAGGUGGUCGAAACUCUCAAGAACCUGGGCCAUACCGUCAAUGUUGUUUCUGGCGAAGAUGCGUGGGCUCUGUUUGGACGAGGCCAAGUGAUUCGACAAGACGAGAACGGUGUCUACCAUGCCGGUAGUGAUCCUCGAGGUGAUGGACAGGCUGUUCCCAUUUUAUUGUAA
Messenger RNA from Yarrowia lipolytica CLIB122, 1719 nucleotides. RefSeq lists its product as uncharacterized. NCBI's taxonomy places the organism in Eukaryota, Fungi, Ascomycota, Dipodascomycetes, Dipodascales. The record is from RefSeq and is a predicted model, not a curated record.